AUGAAAAGAGAUGUAAAUGUGGAUUUUCUUUGUACUAUAGUAAGGGUAAACGUACUAUUCAAAAGUUUUUGUGUACUCUUUGGCAUGAAGCUGGGGUUGAAGCUGAGGCUAGAAUUAAGACUUGAGCUGGGGCUAGAACAGGGGCUGAAGCUGUAGCUGGGGCUGAAUUCAAGCUAAAGCUGGGUCUAAGGCUAAGUCUGGGCUCGAGCUCCGGUUGAAGUUGAAUCUGGUUCUGAAGCUGGGACUGAAGCUAGGUUUGAAGCUGGGUCUGGGGCUCAAGCUCGAGCUGAGGUCCAAGCUGGAACUCAAGCUGGGACUCACGUUGAGGCUGAAGCUGGGACUGAAGCUAGGUUUGAAGCUGGGGUUAAAGCUAAGGGUCAAGCUGGGGCUCAAGCUCGAGCUGGAGUUUAAGCUGGGGCUCAAGCUCGAGCUGGAGUUCAAACUGGAGUUUGCUGAGGCUCAAGCUGGCGUUCAAGCUUUGGCUGAAGGUGGAGAUCAAGCUCAAGUUGGGGCUGCAACUGAAGUUGAAACUGGGGUUGAAGCUGGGACUCAAGCUGAGGUUGAAGCUGGAGUUGAAGCUAUGGCUGAUGCUGGGGAUAAAGGUGGAGCUGAAACUGGUAGUGAAGCUAGAGCUGGGCUAAGGCUUUAG
This is a messenger RNA of Bursaphelenchus okinawaensis, 649 nucleotides long. The record is from the annotation of a GenBank genome assembly. NCBI's taxonomy places the organism in Eukaryota, Metazoa, Nematoda, Chromadorea, Rhabditida, Aphelenchoididae.